CUAUGUGAUAAAGUUGUCAAUUGUACUGAAGAACGUCUCCAUUUGGUCCGAAACGUAUACAAUAAGGAAAAAUGUAGUUUGAUUUUACAGACAAACAUAGGAGAUUGUAGACAUGAAAAUCACAAGUGUUAGAUUAUAAUCGUUUAUCAUCUGAUAGCGGCGUUUCAUCGGAGGUGCAUUGCGUUUUUUACGUAUUUUUUUGAUGGUUUUGGUUCUUGGAAGCUGUCCCAAUCUAGAGUCAAGAGAUUUCUGUGAGAGUAUAAGAAACAUGACUAUAAAAAACUUUGGUCGUCAGUUUACAGAUAAGUCAUCUAUUUGGUACCCCAGUUUGCAAUACAAACCACCUAUAACGUUUCCCCUGAAGCCGGGUCUAUACGAGAGUCUUUCUGAUCCUACAAAAUACAUGCUUCCAUCAGUACCGAGGACUUCCUGGCUGGUUAAAACACUGAUGUACUAUGAAGAUGAAGUAGUAUUAUGCAUCAUAUCUGAAGGUGACAUAUUUGAAUAAAAUGCUUUGGCACGGAUGUAUCUAAUAAAAAAUGAUAAUUGGAAC
Acanthoscelides obtectus is the source of this 553-nucleotide messenger RNA. Lineage: Eukaryota; Metazoa; Arthropoda; Insecta; Coleoptera; Chrysomelidae. The record is from the annotation of a GenBank genome assembly.